UAAAAAGGGGGCGUAUUUAAUGGCAGACCAGAAAGAAAUGAGCAGAGAAGAUGUUUCAAAAUGUCCAAUCUGUUUCGAACAGCUUAAAACACCGCGUGUCUUGCCCUGUACGCAUAUGUUUUGUCACGGUUGUGUCUCUUCCCACAUUGUAUCAACCUGUCAAACGAAGGAGUUUCCAGUGGGAUUUCACUGUCCGGUUUGUCGAGAAUUUGUGCCUGCUCCUAAUUUCUCUUUAAGUUUCAAAGACUGGAGUAAGCAUUUACCAACAAAAAGACUACUACAGGAUUCUUUCAGUAAGACAGAACGUAUAAAGGUAUGUGCUGCUUGUGAGAGAGAAAACGAGACGGAAGGGGCAGAUAAUUAUUGUUUGUCUUGUUGUGAAGCACUUUGUGAUAAUUGUACCAAGUGUCACAGAAAAAACCGUGUAUCUCGCGACCACAAGAUUUGUCUUCUUGAUGAGGUUAAAAGUGUGCCAAAGUUCGCAAACAUCCUUUGCAAGAAACACAAGGGCCGAUCGAUAGAGUUAUUUUGUAAUGAUCAUGAGGAAAUUUGUUGUACAAUGUGCUGUAGCAUCGAACACAGAAAAUGCGAAAACGUGGAAACCAUCGAACAGAAAGCAGAAAAUGUACGAAAAAGUGGAUUAGUACGACAUUUGAUAAAUGACAUCGAGAAGUUUGAAAGAAAACUUUCUGAGGCAAAAAACGAAGAGGAAAAAAAUAUCACAGAGAUGGAAGAUCAGGCAGAUGCAAUAACAGGCAGAGUCCGUAGUUUGAAAAACAAAGCUAUUCAGAAUCUUGAAACUCUGGAAAAUGAAUUUCUUGAUAAUGUUUCCACUAAAACUAAUAAGUGCAAUGAAAGACUAACAAAGAGUUUACAGACGUUUGACGAUAUCAUUCAGUUUUCGAAACGUUGUAGAAAAAAUGUAGAGUCCGCCACAAAUUUUCAAGAUGUCAAUUUUUUGACAGAAUAUUUUGAAGCCCAAAGGACAUUGCAAUAUUUUUUGAGUAAAAAUGUAGAAAAAUGUGAGUUUAAAUUGCAAUUGCAACUAGCUCCUGAUUUUAUUGCACUUGCAAAUCUCCCAGUAAUUGGUAGAAUUGAAGUUAAAGAAAAUAAGGAAAGUUUAGUACACCCGUUUGAUGUUCAAAACUUUAACCUGGAAUGGAGUCAGGAGAUACAUUUAUCGAAGAAAAGCGUUCGUAGUGCAAUGUUUCUUUCUAACACUGAUGUGAUCUUUCCUUUCCAUACAACUGACACUGCAAAGAGGUAUAAGUACUCUGCUCUCAACGACAAGUGGGUUCCGAAAAAAGAAAUAAGCUUUCCACACAAAAUAUUUGAUAUUCAGCAAAAUGGUGGUUUUAUUUAUGCAUCGUGCCCAGAGAAUGGAGCAAUUGUUGUUCUAAAAGCGGAUGAUUUUCAGUUGAUAACUACAAUCUUUGUUGGUAAAACUUGUUAUGGAAUUUCAUUUAGGGAAAAUGUUAUGUAUGUCGCAUGUUAUUCGUCCAUUUUAAAGAUGGACACAGAUGGUAAUAAGUUAGGAAGUUAUCCCUUAGGUGGUGGUGUUAAUUAUGUUGCAGUCACAAAGGACAAGCAUAUUGUUUUUAGCAAUGAGGUGCAGCAUACUGUGACAUCCCUCACAGAUAAGGGUGAUUUAGUCUGGAAAUAUAAACACCAGAGGCUAAAUCAUCCGUGCGGUCUUCACAUUGAUAGUGAUGAUUUAAUCUAUGUGGCAGGAAAAGAUAGUCACAACAUUCAUAUUCUACGCAAUGAUGGGGCUAUCCUACAUAUUAUUAAGAAUAUUCAUAGCCCCGUAUUCUUCAUGUUGAACAAUGCUAGGAAUAUCUGUUGCUGCGUAGGGAUACAUAGAAUAUGGUCUUGGGACACAAGCAUUAAGAUGUACAAAAUUAAAAAAUGAAUCUUUUAACGUACAAUUUUGCUGUAGUGUCUGAUUACAUAACCUUUAUUGUAUCAUAUUCAAUUAUUCAUUUGGACAUUGAAGGAAAUGGAAAUCGAGAGGUGGUCCUGCAAUACAUAAUAAUAUCAUUAUCAUAAUGUCAACAUUAUAUACACUGUAAAUAUACAAUGUAAAUAAAAAUGAAUUCAGUUUUCUUAAAAUAUGUACACGUCAAAUACAGCUAGUUUUUCCUUGUAAUGCAUUUUCAGGAAAAGGUUUUAAAAACAUAUAAACUUUUAACAAAUAAAUCAGAAAAUGGAUUUAAAACCAUUUAUCUUUUACAUUCAAAAUGUUACCAAAUAAGCGUGUUGUUGACGUGUGUGUAAUAAUGACAACCUGAUUAUCUUUUUCUAUAUUUAUACACCUAUUCAGUUUUCUCGACACAGAAUACAAUUUUUAUUUAAUCUUAUAACUGUAGAUUCCUUAUUUUUUGCAAGUACUUAUUAUCGCGAAUGGGCUACUCAACGUCAAAUCGAGAGAAUAAUAAUUCGCGAAUGGUCGAUUGAUCAAGAGAUUUUAUACAGAUUUCAGCACAAUAAAAAUAAAGUCGAGUAAUAAUUUUAUUUCGAGUGUGGUGCUUCUCGCUAAAUUACGCGAUAAUUAAUUCCAAGCGUAUAUUUAGGAAUCUACAGUAUGUUGGUUAUGGAUAACCAUAGUUUCAUUCUCAUCUAAACGUUACGUAUACUUGGUCACGGCUGUCAGACCGGUUUGUACAAUUUGUCGAGGUGUAAGUUGGUUCUGAGUAGGCCUUAGAAGUUAGAAGGAGUGUCCCUCAGAUCUCGAAGUAAAAAUGUUCCAUGACCCGUGUGUUUGUUAGAAAUGUCUUUGUAAAUUGUUUGGCUUGUGUUCGAAAAGUUUUCCUGUGUGGACAGUAGAGUAUUUUUUGAGUGCUUUGCAAUUGGCAGCGGUGACCAGCUGUGUGUAUAUACAUGUAUGUACUGUACGUGUGACGUGAUAGGAUACUGAAACAUAAGAGUGCAGCGUUGGAGGAACAAUCCAAGUACUUAGAUGUUAACGGCUACUGUGGACUGUGUCACAACUACUGGACAUCUGUGUGUAUACGAACGGAGCAAUUAAAACAGUAACGUCUUUGGUCUUUGGUCACAUUUAUAGAAAAAUCUGUUGAUAUUUACACGUGGCAGAGAAAAAUUCGUCUGGUCGGAUUUAACGAUAUUUUAGUCGGUGUAUAGACACAAUAAUUAUUGUUUAAUUUAUCAUUAUUUUGGUUUUUGUUAUUUGUAUGAGUGAUGUAGGUGUGUGUGAAGGUGUGUGUGUGUUGCAUGUGUAUGUAUGCAGAUUUUUUUUUUCAUUUUCUUUAGGGGCACUGUAGUAAAUUUGUUUGCACGUA
Messenger RNA from Saccostrea cuccullata (small rock oyster), 3299 nucleotides. RefSeq names its product transcription intermediary factor 1-beta-like. NCBI's taxonomy places the organism in Eukaryota, Metazoa, Mollusca, Bivalvia, Ostreida, Ostreidae. The coding region runs from base 20 to 1912 and encodes 630 amino acids. The record is from RefSeq and is a predicted model, not a curated record. Gene Ontology annotation, molecular function: zinc ion binding. The transcript has a single exon.